Messenger RNA from Brassica napus (rape), 2102 nucleotides. Its product is annotated as phospholipase A(1) DAD1, chloroplastic. Gene Ontology annotation, molecular function: glycerophospholipase activity. The transcript has a single exon. The record is from RefSeq and is a predicted model, not a curated record. The coding region runs from base 533 to 1873 and encodes 446 amino acids. NCBI's taxonomy places the organism in Eukaryota, Viridiplantae, Streptophyta, Magnoliopsida, Brassicales, Brassicaceae. Gene Ontology annotation, biological process: lipid metabolic process.
AUCAUUUUAUCUGGAACACUUUGAUUUUUACAUUCUUUAUUUGGGUGCAUAUUGCUAGUUAAGUGAAAGACAGAGCUUACUUGUACCACAAAAAUGUGAAAGAUUGUUCUCAUUCUUCAUUAAAUACACAUAACACAUCUAUCGUUUGCUUUCUAUUUUGGUGUAUUUAUUGCUUUUACAUACACAAUACUACUUUAUAUAGACCAAUGUGUAUGUCCAUUAAAUAUACAAUUUAUAUUACAUUAUGUAACGAUAUAAAUAAUAUGCUUAUAUAAGCACAGUCCACAAAUUUCAGAGUCAGGUCCUUUCCUUUUCAAAGAUCUCUCUAACUCCACUAUAAAUCCCAAGUUCUCUCACUUCUUUAAUCUCCACUAUAAAAGGAACUACUUCAUCUCUCUCUCUCUUCCAUCAUCUUCUUACAAGUUACAACAAAUAUUGUCUUCAAGAGAACCAGAGAGACUCACUCUUUUACAACUCUCUUAUUAAUCAAAAAUAUCCAUAAUCUUUAAAAGCACACACUCUUCUCCCAAUAAUGAGAUUCUCUCUUUCUCCCGCACGUCCGUACAGUGUAGUACCCUCACUACCAAACCACGACGUUGUUUCUCACGUAAAUGUUACCAUGUCGUGGAACCGUAAGUGUAGAUGCGUACUUACUCUUCCUUCUCCUACAAUAUCUACUUCCCGGACACCGGUUAUACCCAAACCAGAAAUGUGGGAGGGUUUGCUGCUAAACCAAGAUCACAGUUCCGAUGAAUUGUCGUCCUCUGGUUCCAACAACCCGGUUAAGCUAAACCGUAGAUGGAAGGAGUACCAGGGGCUUCAGAAUUGGGAAGGUCUCUUAGACCCAUUGGACGAUAAUCUCCGUGGAGAAAUUCUCCGGUACGGUCAGUUCGUGGAAUCGGCUUACCAGUCCUUCGAUUUCGAUCCUUCGUCACCAACCUACGCAACGUGCAGGUUCCCGAGGAACACGUUGUUAGACCAAUCCGGUUUACCUAACUCCGGUUAUCGAGUGACGAAGAACCUCCGUGCCACGUCAGGUAUUAACUUACCACGUUGGAUAGAGAAAGCGCCUAGCUGGAUGGCUACACAGUCCAGCUGGAUUGGUUACGUGGCAGUAUGUCAAGACAAAGAAGAGAUCUCAAGGCUCGGUCGUAGAGACGUAGUCAUCUCCUUCCGUGGAACCGCCACGUGUCUCGAGUGGUUAGAGAAUCUCCGCGCCACGCUGACUCAUCUCCCUGAUGGGCCGAGUGGGCCAAACCUAAACGGGUCUAACUCUGGGCCCAUGGUCGAGAGUGGAUUCUUAAGCUUAUACACAUCAGGGGCCCACAGUUUGAGAGACAUGGUAAGACAAGAGAUAUCGAGACUGCUCCAGUCUUACGGCGACGAGCCGUUGAGUUUAACGAUAACGGGGCACAGCCUCGGCGCCGCGAUCGCGACGUUAGCGGCGUACGAUAUCAAGACGACGUUUAAACGUGCGCCGAUGGUCACCGUUAUGUCUUUCGGAGGUCCACGUGUCGGAAACAGAUGCUUCAGGAGACUCCUUGAGAAGCAAGGCACCAAGGUGUUGAGGAUCGUUAACUCCGACGACGUCAUCACCAAAGUUCCAGGUGUCGUUUUAGAUAACAGAGAGCAAGAUAACGUGAAGAUGACGGCGUCAAUGCCGAGUUGGAUACAGAAACGAGUUGAGGAGACGCCGUGGGUUUACGCUGAGGUCGGGAAAGAGCUUCGGCUGAGCAGCCGUGACUCGCCCUACCUGAACGGCAUCAAUGUGGCCACGUGUCACGAGCUGAAGACGUAUCUACAUUUAGUAGAUGGGUUUGUGAGCUCCACGUGUCCAUUCAGAGAAACGGCUCGAAGAGUCCUCCAUAGAUGAAGGUUCAUUAGACAUUCGUAACCCUAUUUUAACUUUGUGCAGAAAAAAAAAAACUUUAAACCGAAAGAAAACCAAUAAUUAACAUUGUUACAUGCAUCGCUAACUCAGUGGUAGAAAUAGAACGUACGUACGUAGAAAGACAGCUUUAAAAGAGGAAAAGUGUAAUGACGUUCGUAUAAACUCAAAUAGUGUAUAUAUAUGAAUUUUUAUUUAUUUUAAUAAUUUUAUU